AUGGACGUCCUUGAGGACAGGCAGGAGGAGUUCCAGUGUUUUGCUGCUGCUUUGCCUCAUCUCGUGUCCACGCUGAUUGCCCCUGAGGGAGACCCGGAUGCACCAGACAUCCCGACUCCUCGAUCGUACGCUGAGGCGAUAAAGGGUCCCUACUCCUCACAGUGGCAGUUAGCCAUGGACGCAGAGAUGACUUCCUGGAAGUCCACAGGCACCUACGUCGACGAGGUUCUCCCACCUGGGGCGAACAUCGUCAGUGGCAUGUGGAUUUUCAGGGUGAAGCGGCCGCCGGGUUCUCCGCCUAUCUUCAAGGCGCGUUACGUGGCUCGAGGCUUCAGUCAGCGGCAGGGAGUUGACUACUUUCAGACCUUCUCUCCCACCCCGAAGAUGACCACUCUUCGGGUGCUGCUGCACAUAGCCGCUCAGCGCGACUAUGAGCUUCGCUCUCUUGACUUCGGCACAGCUUGCAUGCAGGGCAGCCUGCACGAGGAGAUCUGGCUGCGUCGCCCACCUGGCUUCACUGUGUCGUUUCCCCCUGGUACCCAGUGGAGCCUCCGGCGGCCAGUCUACGGUCUCCGCCAGGCGCCCCGUGAGUGGCAUGACACAUUGAGGACUACACUUGCGGCUCUUGGGUUUGCUCCUUCUACAGCCAACCCGUCGUUGUUUCUGCGCACCGACACCUCUUUGCCGCCGUUCUACAUCAUCGUGUACGUCGACGACUUGGUCUUUCUCACUGCUGACACUGCUGGACUCGCCCACGUGAAGUCCGAGCUGCAGAAGAGACACACGUGCACAGACCUGGAGCACAUGGCUGCAGCGAAGAGGGUGUUGCGCUACUUGUGCAGUACGUCGGGCAUGGGGCUAGUGCUUGGAGGGCGACGUCCAAUGGUCCUUACAGGUCACGCAGACGCCUCUUGGGCUGACGACCAGGCUAUGCAGCGGUCGUCACAGGGUUACACCUUCAGCCUUGGUUCCGGCUCUGUUUCGUGGCGGUCUACCCGUUCGUCUUCUGUUCUCGGCUCUAGCUGUGAGGCUGAGAUCUACGCGGGGGCCAUGGCUGCACAGGAGCUACGCUGGCUCACCUACUUGCUGACUGGCCUAGGAGUGCCGCCUCGUUCUCCUCCGGUUCUGUACGAAGACAACAAGGCCAUGCUGGCCUUGUGUCGCGAGCACAGACUAGAGCACAAAACGAAGCACAUUGCUCUUCGCUACUUCCUUGCUCGUGAGCUGCAGCAGCGUGGUCAGCUGCGCCUUGCUUAUGUGGCCUCUGAUGCCAACACUGCUGAUAUCUUUACCAAGGCACUUCCGCCUUGUGAUCAUCAGCGCUUCUGUACGAUGCUAGGUACUCUGCAUCGACAUACAGCUUGGUCGGCAAGAUACUUUUCCUGA
Messenger RNA from Closterium sp. NIES-65, 1386 nucleotides. Lineage: Eukaryota; Viridiplantae; Streptophyta; Zygnematophyceae; Desmidiales; Closteriaceae. The record is from the annotation of a GenBank genome assembly.